AUGAUCUCUCGUCGAUCUUCAGAAUUAGACACAUCUCCACCCUUUCCUUCUCGAGCACCUACUCCAAUUGGCACUAAUGGUGGAGAUCAUAACAAAGGAAAAAAAUCCCGUGAAGAAAAAGAUUCCUUUUUUUCAAAGUUUCGGUCAACUUCACGGCCUGCGUCUCCUGGUCCUGGGGGAAACUCCUUAUCUUUACCUGAAGGUGAAGAACUUAGGAGGAAGUCCUUUGACUCAGCUCAACCUGACAUGAAUGUUCGGUAUGGUAAUUUUCCUCCUCCUCCAGAGAUUGCUCCUUUUUUUUAUCAAUCUGUUGAUCUUAACUCGGAUAAUGGGAAAGGUUCUUCGGCAGCUUCGUCAAGUAAUUCUCACGCACGUUCUUUUAUAAAUAAAAGAUCUCAUCGAAGAACAAAGAGUUCCGAUAGCGAUUCUGCUCUAGACUCGAGUUCAAAAGACAAAGAUAGUGCUCCACCUGAAGUAAUAUACCGAAAAAAUUCAGAUACCGAAUCUUUUUCUUUUCCAAAUUUAAUAAUUACACCUACACAAGAAAAAGAUGACCCAUUCGUUAAUCUCAAAAAAGAAAAAUCAUGGAGAAAGAAGCCAUUUGAUUUCAGGAAAUUAAUUCCUUCAAAUAAAUUAACAUCUUGCAAAUUUCCUGUAGUGGAUACCAAUCUUGAUGAUAUGAAUGGAAUUAUAAAUCGACGAAACCAUAGAUUAUCAGGUGAGACCUACGCUAUACCACCAUAUAUGGUAGACGACUUUUUGGGAAAUGACAUGGAAUGGCCACCAUUUCCUUUAACAAGUGGAUCAGAAAUGUGGUCACCACCUGAUUCAUGGGCAGUAAUAAAGCCAACAAAAGAACCUACAAUUUUGCCUGAAGAAGAAAAUAUACCGACUGGAAUUGAAAAUGAAAAAUGGGAAGGCGAGAAGAAAAAUUUCUGUAUUCGAAUUUUCAGACCCGAUGCUACAUUCGGUACAGUAAAUUGUAUUCUUAGUGCCACCACAGCUGAAUUAUUUGAACAAGCAGGAUACACGGGAAAUGAUAAUAUAGAAGAUGUUGGAAGAGAGGAUAAUAGUUACCUAGUUCGUUUCACUUUCCGUGAAACCUUGGAAGAAGGAACCUUAUCAACUUUUCAACAUGUCGAUCUUCAAGCCCGAAAUUUACAAACCAUCCCAAUAUUCCUUUAUCGGCACGCUUAUUACAUUCGUUCGCUUAAUGUUUCUAAAAAUCUAAUGCUCGAUCUUCCAACAGAUUUUAUACAAUCAUGUACCCAAUUACGUGAACUUCACCUUUCAAAUAAUAAGUUAGAACAUGUUCCGCAAUCAGUAAGACAUGCUGAAAUGCUUUCUUUGCUUAAUCUGAAUUCUAACUCACUUAAAGAUCUUGAUCAUAUCGCAUUAGAAACUGUUGGGGAAUUAUCGGAAUUAUCUGUCGAGAACAAUUUACUUCAAAGCUUGCCUGAAAACUAUUCUCAAUUUAAAACAUUGAGUAUUUUAAAUCUUGCGAAUAAUUCCUUCACGCAAUUUCCACUAGUGGUUUGUAAUAUCCAAACUUUAAAAGAAUUAGAUCUAAGUUAUAACAAGAUAACUUCAGUUAUAAAAGAGAUCGGGCAAUUAAUUAAUCUUAGGCGACUAUUUUUGAUUGGCAAUCAAAUAACGGAUAAGUUACCUGAAAGUUUUCAACAUUUAAUUUAUCUGGAAAUUUUGGAUAUACGUCGAAAUCAGAUCACCAAUAUCGACAGUCUUUCUUUAGUACAAAAUCUUAAAGUUCUUAAAGCUGAAUAUAAUAAUAUAACCACUGUAGAUUUAUCAUCAUCUAAAUUACAAAAGCUCAUAUUAUGUAAAAAUCAUCUCACUCAAUUUUCGUUAAAAGGAACAGGAGGUUCAUUAGAAAAGUUAUCAUUGGCCAAUUCAAAACUUACUACUUUACCCGAUGACUUAUUUGAACACCUAUUGUUCGUUCAUAAAGUUAGGUUUUGUCAUAACCAACUUACUUCAAUUCCAAUGACUAUAAAGUCAAUGAUAAAUUUGACUCACUUUUCUUGUACAAGCAAUGUUCUUUCAUCACUACCAAGCGAAAUAGGUAGCUUAAAAUCAUUGUGUGUUCUUGACAUUCACAAUAAUAAUCUUAAAUCUCUUCCAAAGGAAAUAUGGCUUUGUGAAAAUUUGGUCACUUUAAAUGUUAGUUCAAAUCUUUUAGAUGAAUUUCCUUCCCCCCCUGAUAAUAUUCAAGCAGGAUCAUCACCUUCUUCACGAACAAGAACGCAAGCUCCACUCGUAUAUUCUCUAAAAACAUUGCUUUUAGGUGAUAAUCGUCUUACUGCAGAUAUAUUUCCAGCUGUUUCAAGGUUUACGGAACUCAAAGUUUUGAAUCUUUCAUUCAAUGAAUUGGAUGAAAUUCCCACUGGAGGAGUUGCAAAUCCACAUUUGUCUGAAUUAUAUCUUUCUGGUAAUCAAUUGUCUUCCCUCCCAGAUGAUAUUGAAAAAUUAACAAAUUUGAAAAUUCUUCAUCUUAAUGGUAACAAGUUACAAACUUUGCCCGCUGAAUUGAGUAAAAUAAAGAAUCUUUCUGCGUUAGAUGUUGGAAGUAACCUCUUAAAAUACAAUAUUGCUAAUUGGCAGUAUGAUUGGAAUUGGAAUUGGAAUUUCCACCUCAAGUAUCUUAAUCUUUCUGGUAACAAACGAUUUGAAAUAAAACUUGUGCCUCAACAUGAACUCAACCCUCCUCGAGGUCGUAUUCUGACCGACUUUAGUGCAUUACGUUUCCUGAGAGUUCUUGGUCUUAUGGAUAUUACACUUUUAAAUUUAACAGUUCCUGAUGAGAGUGACAAUCGUCGUGUAAGAACCUCUGGAUCUGAAGUAAAUUCUAUAUCGUAUGGAAUGGCUGAUACUCUUGGAAAGUCUGAAAAUCUUUCCACAUGGGAAUCUGUAACUCCAAAGUUUCGUGAAAGAGAUGAUGAAUGCUUAUUUGGACUCUUUGAUGCUCGUAAAGGUUUUGUUCAAGGUGGACAAGUCACAAAGUUUCUUCAUGAUUUGUUCCCAUCUCAUUUCAAAUUAGAACUUGAAAAACUUAAAGAAUAUAGCAAACCCCGAGAAAAUGACAGACAAAAAGAAAACGAAUUUGUAGAAUCAGCCCUGCGACGUUCGUUCUUAAGUUUAAACAAAGAACUUGGAACAAAAGUUUUUAAUUCUAGUUUGGAUGGUGAUGUAUAUACCCGAGAUUCUGAAAAUUUAAAUCCUACGUCAGCAGGGAUAAAUGAUUGCAAGUCAGGUGCCUCUGGAAUAGUAGCUUAUAUUUCAGGUACUACAUUAUAUAUAGCUAAUGUUGGAGAUACUGUGGCAGUCAUUAGUCGCGGUGGUGGAAGUGCUCUAACUAUAGCUAAAUGUCCAGACAUUUCAGCUGAGGUUGAAAGAAUAAGACAAGCAAAUGGUUUUAUUUCUCAUGACGGUUUAGUAAACGGUGAAGUAGACGUUUCACGUUCAUUUGGUCAUUUUCAUUUGAUGCCAAUUAUUAACGGUAACCCUAUCAUUGAGGUGGUAAAUCUUUCUGAACAAGAUGAAUUUUUGAUAUUAGCGACACGAGGGUUAUGGGAUUGCAUGAGUCCUCAAACAGCUGUAGAUAUAGCAAGAACUGAAAAGGAAGAUUUAAUGUUGGCAGCACAAAAAUUACGUGAUUUUGCUAUCUCUUAUGGUGCAGACAAAAAUAUUACGGUAAUGAUCAUUGGGGUUGGUGAUUUGUUUGACCGAAAUAUACGUAAAAAGUUAACAGGAAGGGAUAAAGGAAAGGGUCUCGACGAAGCCGGAACCAUUACAUUAUUUGGUUAUAGUAAAAAACGGCUUCGAAUUUAUGAGAUGCCUAGUGAUUCCACUAUGGCAAGACUAGAGAAAGAAAUUGCUCCACCAACUGGUCAAAUUGCUUUGGUCUUUACUGAUAUAAAGAAUUCGACGUUUCUUUGGGAAACAAUCCCUGUUGCCAUGAGACAUGCUAUUAAACAACAUAAUACAAUUAUGCGUCGUCAACUUCGUAAUAUAGGAGGAUAUGAAGUAAAAACUGAAGGGGAUGCAUUUAUGGUCUCAUUUCCAACAGUCGCGGCAGCACUUUUAUGGUGUUUCACAGUACAAUUAGAGCUUUUGAAGGUUGAUUGGCCACAAGAAGUUAUUGAUUCAGAUGAUGGGAAGGAAGUUUAUAGUAUAACAGAAAAUGAAUUAAUAUAUAAAGGUCUUUCGGUUCGAAUGGGAAUACAUUGUGGUGAACCUGUGUGGGAGACUGAUAUAGUAACGGGAAGAAUGGAUUAUUUUGGUCCUAUGGUUAACCGAGCGGCAAGAAUAUGCAAUGCAGCAGAUGGAGGACAGAUAUGUGUCAGUUCUGAUGUAGAAUCAGAAAUUAGAUUAUUAGAUGAAGAUAAUGAAGCUUCAUCGAGAAAAAAUAGUACAGGAGGAGAUGAUGAUUCACAAGAAAUGAUGUUCCCAGAAUAUGUUAUUGACAAAAAUAUUACAGCUUUGAAGAAAAUGGGAUUUGUAGUGAAAAAAAUUGGUGAACGAAAACUUAAAGGAUUAGAAAAUGCCGAAGUAUUAUCAUUGGUUUAUCCAGAAAAAUUAAAGGGUAGAUUGGAAGCAGACGAAGUAAAAGCCCGUAAUUCCGUAGCAGCUCCUCAAACAAUUGAACCAUCAUCUCAAAUUUUGGACCCAUUCGAUAUUCGAUCACUUGGCUAUCUUUGCUUGCGCCUUGAGCGAGUAUCAUCUGGAUAUGUUAGCCAGAGAUCUUCGAGGAAUUCUCGAACAGACUAUUUGACAGGACUUUUAACUUUUCAUGUAAAAGACAAUGCUGAUGACGAAGAAUUGUUAAGGAUUUUUGAAAGUUUAAUAACAAGAAUUGAGAAUGUAGUUGCCCGAUUAAUCCUUAAAAAGGUCGAAAAAUUCGCUGGUGUAAUCGAGCAAGUAGGGGAUGCGGUAUUAAUGGAUCCAGAUAAUAUUCUCCGUGCUUUACAAAUGUAUACUCAAUUAUCACAUAAUCAUUGA
Messenger RNA from Diversispora eburnea, 5016 nucleotides. NCBI's taxonomy places the organism in Eukaryota, Fungi, Glomeromycota, Glomeromycetes, Diversisporales, Diversisporaceae. The record is from the annotation of a GenBank genome assembly.